UUACUCAACCACCUGCACGCUCAAGAUGUCUGCACUUCGCAUCUGCAAGCCCUUCACCGCUAGCGCUCAGCGGGUUGUUUCCCGUCGACCAUGCGUACGCGUUUCAGCUUCGAUGAAGCUCUACAGCAACCCCAUGUCUCGCGGCAAGAUCAUUGAGUGGUAUCUCCAGGAAAUUGGGGCCACCGAUGUAGAGGUCAUCAACCUGGACCUGAAAGAAAAGAGGGAGCACAAGUCGGAAACCUUUAAGAAGGUGAACCCCUUCGGCAAAGUUCCUGCGCUGGAGGAUGGAGAUCUAAAGCUGUUCGAGAGCGGCGCCAUCCUGCUGUACCUGGCUGAGAAGUACGGCAAGAUCCAGGAUCCCACCCAGCGCGCCAAAGCCACCCAGUGGGCCCUAUUCGCUAACAGCACACUCGCCAUCUCGGUGUUCUCGGAGCAGUUCCGCGACCGCGCCAUGCCCGACCUCUUCUCCAACCUGGACGCCCUGCUGGCCCAGCAUCCCUACCUUGAGGGCGACGCCUUCAGCGUGAGCGAUGUGGCGGUGGGCGCCUACCUCCUGUACAUUCCCGCCAUGCUGCCACAGGUGGACCUGUCACCCUACCCCAACGUGCUGGCCUACAUGCAGAGGCUGGCCCAGCGGCCCGCAUGCGCCGCCACAGUGGCAGCGCGCUCGCAGGAGCGCCGGCAGCAGGAGGCGACGGCGGCGGCAGCGGCAGCGGAGACAGAGAAGAAGAAGAGCGCCUGAAGAAGAGGGAAACAGCGCCCUAGUACGGUAGGGUAGGGGAGAAACCAUAUGUACCGUACACUGCUCGGUGGCGAGGAGGGACGUACACAGGAUGUACAAAUGAGGUGUUGAGCCGCGUUUUGAAUUGAACGGCGAAUAUGUGCCAUUGUGACCGCUGUCCUCGCAUGGAUGAUGGCCGUGCAUUGAGGGUGUGUGCGGGGACGAGUGCUGGGUUGAGGUUGUGAACGGCUUGCAGCAGGCCUCCGUAGCAGGCCUUGGCAUGAGGCGUG
Messenger RNA from Astrephomene gubernaculifera, 1011 nucleotides. Lineage: Eukaryota; Viridiplantae; Chlorophyta; Chlorophyceae; Chlamydomonadales; Astrephomenaceae. The record is from the annotation of a GenBank genome assembly.